AUGGAUGAAUUGAUAAUCCAGCUUUACGGUAAUCUUGGAGAAUAUCUUUCCUUCAGUCCAUCAUCCUUUCUCAAGCAUAUUUUCUACACCACCAAAAAAGAUGACCACUUUGGCUGCUGGCUUGAACUUCCAGACGGGAUUAUGGAGAACAUCUUCCUGCGCCUGAAUCUGGUCGACCGCGUUCGCUCCGGCGGCGUCUGCAAGUCGUGGAGAUCAGUAGUACUUGUCAUGCACAAACGCAUUGGUGUUGAUGAUCCCCAGCUCCCGUGGCUGCUUCUCCCUCGCAGCCAAAGCUGCAAAUCCUUAAGCUUCUUCAGCAUGUCUGAAGGCAUAGUUCGUAAUAUAAAGCUACCUGAGGCGGCAGAGGGAGGAUGGUGUUUUGGAUCUUCCAACGGUUGGUUAAUGAUGGCUAGAGGAACGGAAGAUGAACCGGAAGUUUUUCUCGUCAACCCGUUGUCAGGAUUUCAACUCAUUCUUCCAUCAUUGACAACAAUAUUCCCAUACUAUUACGAUCACGUUGAUGCCGCCCGGGAUCCGGAACGCUUUGCAUUUUUUAUUGAUACGAUGAAAGUAUCGUGUGGAGAGCCAUCGGAAGACUGUAUUGUUGCGGCGACGAUGAAUAAUUCAAAAAUAUUAGCUUUUUGCAAGCCGGGUGACAAGGAAUGGAGCGUCUGGGAAGGAGGAGUAAAUUAUGAUGAUGAGGAGAGUUGUUUUUACUUGGACAUCAUAUUUUUUGAAGGGAGGCUGUUUGUUUUAGUAGGCAUGGAGAUGGAGAUGGAUGGGAUUCCGGCAGCCGGUUUUGGAAGCAGUUAUUCCACGUGCAUGGAAGUGGGGAACUGGGAAGUGAUGUUGACUGUAAUUCCAUAUUCUGUUUCGGAUAUCAUUUUCGACCCGGCUGUGGAUAUUGAAGAUAUGAUUGCCAGGGAAAAUGGGGUUCUUGAGAGGGCGGGAAGGAAUUUCAACUUGGUGGAAUCCGACGGUGAAUUGUUGAUGGUCGUUGCAUUUGUCGAUGUUCACUUCACUGUAACAGUUGGUGAUGACGACGACGGCGGGGGGUUCGAUGACGGGGAGGAGGAAGAGUACGAGGACGGCGGCGGGUACGAUGACUGGGACGAGGAAGAGUACGAGGAGGAAGACACAGCGUUUUGUUUUGUUUACUUCAAAACAAGCAACUUUGGAGUGUACAAGGUUGGUUGUUCGACAAAGCUAACGAGUAUAGGUGAUAAAAUGUUGUUUCUGUCAAAAGGGGAAUCGGUAUCUGUUUCGGCGGCGGAUUUCAAAGGGUAUAGUGGGAAUCUGAUUUACUUUUUAGAAGAUAAUGAUUAUAGCUUCGAAGAUCAUGAUCCGAUCGUUGCUCGUGAAUCCGGCGUCUUCUACCUUGACGACGAGAGGAUAGAACGGUCUUUUCAUAGUACUCUUCCGACGGAGUGUCCCACGUGUUGGUUUACACCGCGUAUAUCUAUCCAUGGUUAA
This is a messenger RNA of Alnus glutinosa, 1473 nucleotides long. RefSeq names its product putative F-box protein At5g66830. The coding region runs from base 1 to 1473 and encodes 490 amino acids. The record is from RefSeq and is a predicted model, not a curated record. Lineage: Eukaryota; Viridiplantae; Streptophyta; Magnoliopsida; Fagales; Betulaceae. The transcript has 2 exons. Gene Ontology annotation, molecular function: protein binding.